Messenger RNA from Ostreococcus tauri, 2859 nucleotides. Its product is annotated as Tetratricopeptide repeat. Bases 1 to 2859 code for a protein of 952 amino acids. Gene Ontology annotation, molecular function: protein binding. The record is from RefSeq and is a predicted model, not a curated record. The transcript has a single exon. Lineage: Eukaryota; Viridiplantae; Chlorophyta; Mamiellophyceae; Mamiellales; Bathycoccaceae.
AUGUCGACGGCAACGUUCGACACGCUUCGCCGCGACGUCCUACUCACAUCCUUCAGUCGCAGAUCGCCGAGCGCGUGCGACGUCGCGUCUUCGAGCGCCGCCGCCGGCUCGACCACGCAUGUUUCUUCCGACGACGUCCCGUCCGCGAUGCUCGCGCGCAUGCUCCGUCGCGGAGAGUACGAGGGUGUGUUGAAUCAUGCGAUUGUUCGCGAGGUCCUGGGCGCGGAUAAAGCCUCGAAGACGGACGUAGACGCGCACUACUCGAUGGUUUCGGCGCGCGCGAGAGAAGCAGACGCCGGCGGCGACGAAGCGCGAACGUUCGCGGUACUGUGCGCAGGCGUCGCCGCAUUGUACGUGUUCGUGAAGACUGCGGUCACGGGGCCGCGACCGCGUCGAAGCGCGAGUGCGACGCCGCUGUUGGAGAACGCGAGCGCGGAGACAAGCGCUAGCUGGGAUGUGCGCGCAAGAGAAUCGCUCGCGCUGGACGGUGAAGACUUGGUCGGUAGAUGCGACGCACCGCAGUACUUGCUUUUGGCAAGAAUUUUAUUGCUCGAUAAGUUCGAGGCGUCUUUGGAGUGGAUGAGGGAUUUGGACGUGCCCGCACUCACACUCGUAGGGGCGCGAAACGCGAUGCCGAAGGACGCCGUCCCAACUCGGGGAGGGCACGACGCCGUGUGCGCCUGGUUCGCAGCGCGAGUCGCCAUCACGCAUCAACGUGCGUUGGCGGGGAAUUCACCGAGUUUGCGAGGGGCCCUUCUAGGUUUGCACGCGUAUAUUCUGGCGACGUAUGCGCCAACAGACAAACGAGACGUCAGUUGUGAUGACGCAAUUUUUGAGUCCAUGGCUCGCUUAGAAACGUGUCUGAUGGAGCUUCAGUACGGACACAGCGAUAGUGCAUAUGUAUUGCAGCGCGGCGCCGCUUCUGUGCUUGGAUUGAGGCAUGAUAUAAACGGCGCUUUGGGAUAUAGAACGAUUCAUCAACAAGACGCAAAGUCCCAACUUGUGCUCAGCGUUGACAUGGAGGGAUCGAAGGAUUGGUACGAUAGCGACGACGACGAAGAGGACUUAGUCGACGACUUGGAUCUCAUCGAUGGCUCGCAAGCAAUGGCUAGAAUCGCCACGGAGCUCAAGGGGCUGAGUGAAGAUGGGAGCCAGAUUCUCACUCAGCCACGUUUGGCCGAGGGAGCGACUCCGUCUGCGAAAAUACCAUCCGCCGCGCAGGCUAUCUUGAUCGCCGCCGCCAUUACUGUUCGUAAGAAACAAGCGGAUGAUGGUUUGAGGAGCUAUGAGAUGGCGCCUUACACGGAGUUUGUGGGCGCGCAAGAGAAAUCGCAGCCGAUUCUCCGAGCGGCGACAACGGUGCUGACAUCGAGACGCGAGCGUGAUCGAGCUAGAACACGAGAAAGGUCCUUGCUGACACUUGAAGAUCUAGUUCAGACGCUCGAGCGUCCGAAACCGAAAGUUUCGUCACGCAUGCGAUACGUUUUCUCCACCUGGUUUCCUCCCGCAGCAAAUCUCAAGAAGGAACUCGGCGAGGCGCUCGUGAGUAUUGGCAUGGUCGGCGCCGCACUCGAUUUAUUUGAAGAGGUGGAACUUUGGGACGCUCUCAUCGUGUGUUUGAGUUUACUGGGGAAAAAACAACAAGCUGCCGACUUGGUGCGUCGUCGCCUCGAUGCUGAUGAUAGAAACCCGAAACUCUGGUGUGCGCUUGGCGAUGCGUUGGAGGAUGAACAGUACUACUGGAAAGCGUGGGAAGUGAGUGGGGAAAAGAAUGCGAGGGCAAAGCGCUCGCUUGCUCGUCGCGCUGCUUUGCGGGAAGAUUGGGUUGCUGCCGCAGAGCAUUGGAUGACUGCGCUUAAAAUCAACCCAUUAUUCCCAGAUGGCUGGUUUGCCGGCGGAUAUGCGUGCUUGAAGUGCGAGCGCACCGAGGAAGCUCUCGCGGCGUUUGUGCGCUGCACGCAAAUUGAUGCGGAAAACGGUCAGGCGUGGAACAACGUCGCCGCGCUGAAUAUUCGCCUCGGUCGUUUUGCCGCGGCUCACACAGCUUUGGGUGAAGCCAUCAAGCAUCAACGUAAUAGCUGGCACACUUGGGAAAAUCACGCGAUGGUUUGCGCCAAGGUCGGAAAAUUUUCAACAAGCGCGUUGGCUCUGCUCAAGGUUCUUGAGCUCACGCAAGGCGCGCAAGUUCACAUAGAAACCAUACAGACUCUAAUAGAGCGAGUACGUGAAGCGAGAACUGAUCCCAAGGGAGCAAAGUGGGUUCAGGACGCCGCGAACUGGGAAUCGCAAGAAGCCGCAAAGAUUGACGAAGAGGAAGAAUCUUGGGCUGACACCAACAUGGGCGAUCUUGCAGCAGAUAUGUUGAGCGCUUUCUCAGGAAUCGCGUUGCCGACGAUUUCCUACGCUCCCAAGACUGAGUCCGCGCAUCCGUCGGGUAUGCCUCGCGUUGCGUUGCAACUUGAAGCGGCCCUGGAGCAAGUGCUCGUGCGCGCGGCCACGGGAGUGAGCGCCGGCGAACGCAGAGUGCGAGAGACGUCCAUCAUAUGGGCCAUGUUGGCAGAUUUCAAAGCCAUUCUCGGUGAGUACGACGAGGCUACUGAGGCUCGUUUGAAGAGCGUUCGAGCGUUGGACUCUUCCGGAUGGAGAAAAGAUCUUGAGCCAUACGAGGAUUAUGCCGCGGCCACGAAGAUCAUGGCCGAGGGUGUCUUAGCCGACAUCGCCGCGGGUAGAGGCGGGCACGUGGAUAAUCUCAGGUUGCACUUGAAGACCGUCGUAAAAGUUGGUGAGAAGCAAGGAUUCGAAAACGUGGAAGCGUUUGCGACGAUGUCGGCGUUGCUCGAAGAAGUAUUGGCGAUGUGA